GCAGUGAGAUCCAUUUCGGCGACCUCAGGCUGGAAGCCGAUGCCUUGUCACCAGUGCCCGCUCGGAAGAAAAACCUCAAGAAGUGCCUCGACAAGAAAGCCAUGAAGGUCAUGAAAGCCAUGAAGGCUACGAAGACAAUGAAAGCGAUGAAGGUUUGCAAGAAGCCAGCAGCCGAUGUGGAGCAGUGCUACAAGGAUCGGGAGCUGUUUCUGAUGCCGUACAAGAAACAUCCGAAGGAGCCGGUGGCAAUCAGGGUCAGGGGGGACAAACAGCUCCUGCAAGUUUCCAGUUUUGGCAGUGUGAAAGAGAACUCGAAGCAUGCUGCACGUCUUUUGAAGAAGCUCAAGGGCGGCUGUUCCUUGCAGCAG
Molecule: messenger RNA, 368 nt
Organism: Symbiodinium sp. CCMP2456
Lineage: Eukaryota; Dinophyceae; Suessiales; Symbiodiniaceae
Source: the annotation of a GenBank genome assembly